CGGAACAGUAUUGACCUACUGUAAUUGUGACCUCGCCGAAGACCAAAGUGGCUUCAAUCACAUCCACAAUUAACCAAGUUAUGAGAGCUCCGGGCGAGUUCGGAUGUCAAUGUUGAGUUUCAUCCUGCUCCGAAAUAGUCUUGCAUUCAGAGAGUAGAACUGUUCACAUUCCUUACAUAAGUAGUCAUGUACAGGUUUUCCUGCGCUUCCUUCUCCCUCAAACGAUUUUAUCCAUACAUAAACUAACGGCUGCGUUUUGUUUCGACUCCCUGAAUUUCAACCAAGUCUUCUCUGCAAACAAACAUGGCUUGGGCAAGGUUAAUCAGAUUUGUAGACACGAAGGGUAUCACGUCUUUUGGAGAACCAUGUAUUGAGCACGCGGAAGACCUACUUAAGUCACUUGCCAGCCAGACGCUGUAUGCUCUGAAGCUCGAGGGCUCAGAUCCGUUUGCUCUGUCAGCCCCUGGGGAGAAAGUUCAAGUACAGAGCAUACUCGAAGUUCUGAAACCUACGGAUGUUCCAAUCAUCAAAUGUAUUGGCCUUAAUUACAUGAAGCACAUUGCAGAGGGAGGCCGCAAACCCCCGCCAUUUCCUUCUCUGUUUAUCAAAUCUUCACCAUGUCUUGCGAGAUAUGACGAAGAUGUCCCAAUUCCAAAGAUAGCACAGGGAAAGAAUCUGGAUUAUGAAGGAGAGCUGGCUGUUGUGAUCGGCAAAACCGGCAAGAACAUCAGUCCUGAAAAUGCACUUGAGUAUGUUGCAGGCUUCACGCCAUCCAAUGAUGUCUCAGCAAGAACAUGGCAAAAAGAUCCCGCAUACGCAGGAGGUGUGCCACAAUGGUGCUUCGCCAAAGGAUUCGACAAGUUCGCUCCCAUCGGGCCAAUGCUAGUUUCGCCAUCAGUAGUCGGUGCAGCAGACAAUUUGAGACUGCAGACGUUCGUCAAUGGAGAACUUCGUCAGGAUACGAGUACAGAUGAUCUGCUGUUCAAUGUUCGCGCCAUUGUAAGCUUUUUGAGUCAGGGCUCCACGUUAGAAAAGGGAACGGUGAUCAUGACGGGUACACCAGCCGGUGUAGCGAUGGGAAUGGCUGAGCCGAAAUGGCUUAUUGAUGGUGAUGUGGUGGAGGUUAAAAUUGAGCAUCUGAGUAGCUGUAUCAACAAGAUGGUUUAUGAAUAGAGCGUAUGAAGACAUCCUAUUAACACAAUCUAAAUGCAUG
This is a messenger RNA of Cadophora gregata, 1213 nucleotides long. RefSeq lists its product as uncharacterized. NCBI's taxonomy places the organism in Eukaryota, Fungi, Ascomycota, Leotiomycetes, Helotiales, Ploettnerulaceae. The record is from RefSeq and is a predicted model, not a curated record. The transcript is spliced from 3 exons. Gene Ontology annotation, molecular function: catalytic activity. The coding region runs from base 304 to 1173 and encodes 289 amino acids.